GACGCUAACGCGAACGAUAUCGUGCCAGGACUGCCGGACCCGCCGGUGGACGUGCAGGUGGAGGCCGGGCCCCAGGACGGGACGCUGCUUGUCACCUGGCUCCCCGUGACCAUCACGAACAUGGGGACGUCGAACGGGGCGCCCGUGACGGGGUAUGCGGUCUACGCGGACGGGAAGAAGGUCUCGGACGUCGAUUCGCCCACCGGCGACCACGCCCUCAUCGACCUGACCAACAUCCCCGGCUUCAACCCGAAGCAGGUGACGGUGCGGACGAAAUCCCGGGACGGCCAGUCCGGGGAUUCCAUGCCGGGCAUCGUCCCCCAGGACGCGCGAAGGGCCAUCGCGAAGCUGGAAGAGUCUGAUUCGGGGGCAUCGGAUUCCGAAAUGGCGGAAGUCCUCAAACAGGCAUCGGAAACGGAUUCCGCCGAGAUCCGCAAAUACAUCCAGGGUUCGCUGGGUGACGGAACGGAGAGGUCGGAACUGUCAGACAUAGCGGAGGAACUGGAGGAGGACGAUCCCAAGGACUCCCCGACCCUGUGGGACGAGACUCAGAACGGAACGCUGAAUCUCUCUGGUGAUGCCGAACAGGGAGGAGAAUUCGUGACGGAGAGGCGAGGAGGCUUCAACGAGCUCGACCGGAGAAGAGAGCAGCAGCGGGGAAUGGGGACGGGGAUGGGGAUGGGGACGGGGAUGGGGAUGGGGAUGGGGACGGGGAUGGCCCGGGGAGGUGGGGGAGGCCAGAGGGGAUCCGCUUCCUACCCCAGGCAGGAUUCCCUGGGCGGACAGACUGUGAUAGAGACGGAGGAGAAUCUCAGCGACAAAGAGGUCUAUCCGCUUCAUUCUCAUCCGCAUCAGACUCACCCUCAGCACAUGAACAUCCCUCACAUCGAGAUCACGAAGGAUUCGGCAAGUGAAGGACGGGCAUCCGUGGAGAAUUUCAUGGACGACGAUUACGACGGAGGGGGCCGAUCGAGGGGAUACUAUCGAGGAGUCCGAAAUCCUCCCCCGAAUCCCCCACCCCCUCGGAGAGCCCCGAUGCGAGACGGGAAUCGGGACCGGGACGCUUACUACGAGCAACGAGGGGGGAACCAACGAUACCCGCUGGAUCAGUCUUCCAUGAACCGAUCCAUGGGGGGGCAGGGCGGGGGGAGGCCUGGGCCCAUGCAGGGGCAGGGGCCUUACGUCCGCCAGGGCCAACCCAGGCCCCAUAUGCAGGGUCAGGGUCAAGGUCAAGGCGGGGAGAGACCGAGGAUCUUCGUGGCCCUGUUCGAUUACGAUCCGCCGACGAUGUCCCCGAAUCCGGAUGCCUGUGAUGAAGAACUUCCCUUCCGUGAAGGACAGCUCAUCAGGAUCUAUGGUGACAAAGACGCAGAUGGAUUCUAUUGGGGAGAGGCCGGAGGUCAUUCCGGCUACGUCCCGUGCAACAUGGUCUCAGAGGUGCAGGUAGAGGACGAGCAGGUCGCACAAGAACUUCUCCGGGAGGGAGGAGCGCAGCAAACCCAUCACCCGCAGCAGCACCAGCAGCAGCAGCAGCAGCAGCAGCAGCAACAGGGACAGCAGCAGCAGCAGCAAGGAGGGCAGAGGCAAGGGCGAGGGAACACGGAUCGUUGGGGUGAUACCUACGCCAACACGCCCAUGAAGAAGAUGGUCGCUCUCUACGACUACGAUCCGCAAGAACUGUCUCCCAAUGUGGACUCCGAGGUGAAACACGAUUUACCAUCAUCCCAUUCUCGUCGACACGACGAGGUGAUGCACGGGCGUGUCUCAAACGGUGCGGAGCUCAGUUUCCAGACGGGUGAUGUCAUCUACGUGUACGGUGACAUGGACGAUGAUGGAUUCUACAUGGGAGAGCUGCGGGGAAUGAGGGGUCUGGUGCCAUCGAACUUCCUCACCGAGCCUGGUCCGGGGUCGACCCCGUCUGGGAUGCACCCAGGGGAUCUGGAUGCCCCACCUCGCUCAUAUAAACCUUCCUCCCACCAUUCCCAUUCCCAAUCCCGAGAUGUUGAUUCUCGACGACGGGGUGAGUCGUGAUUCGUGACGAAGUUUAUCCCUAUAUUAAAUGAAGACUCGCCAGGUGCAACGUGGAAAUAGCGAAAGUGGGAAGAUAGGGGAGAUAAAAAGAAGUUUAGGUGUACCUGGGGUGAACCUAGGGUAUACCUGGGGUGUACAUUGGGUGUACCUGGGGUGUACCUGCAGCGAAGUGCAUGCGAAUGCACGGUCAUGUCCCCCUCUCCUGCCUCAUGCCAAUCCCCCCUCCCUCCGCCCCCCCCCGUUUUUUAUGCAUGCAAUCUCAAUAUCACGAACUUCCCUGCCAUGUUUUGUUAUCGUUUGCUCUCCAGAGAGCCGCCAUUACAAAACAAUGGAUCCCUUGCAUAAAAAGGUGUGGAAUUACCCAGCACUCAUCUCCUAACCCUUGUGUCUUGAUCGCUGUUGGACUGAGAGAAUUGCAGGGAAGAGAGGGGGGAGGAGAAAAGCAUGUCGUCACCUGCUAUCUUCAGCCCAUCCCAUAUGCUGAGACCUCCCAUGAAUAUCUUGGAUGAUUCCAGUGACGUCAUUCAUAGCUUCCCCGAGUGAUCAUAACUUCUUAUUACACUAAAAAAAAACUUGCCUAAGAGGUUCAAAUAAACUUCCAAAUAUCAAACUAAAACAUGCAACUCCGUAGAUGGGCCGAUUCCAGCAUUUGCAUUCCACAAUUGUUGGACUUCUUUUGCCCCACCAAAAAAAAUCCAAGUAUUUUAUUCGUUGGAGCGUCAACGAAUGAAUUCAUUGCAAUGCCUCCUAAAAUAUGUUCGGUCUUCCAGCCUCUCAAUCAGACCUAUGAAUGAUACGUAGUUCCGUGAUGCAAUUAUUUCGGGAACUGCUUUGCUCAAUCAUAUGCUAGAGUAAUUGGGGUGAAUCAGCAAAGAGGCACUAAAAUCAAUAGAGGUAGACUUCAAAUCACCUCAGUUCGGGUGGAAUGAAACUGAACCGAAUCCACGAUGGACUCGAGAUUCGACUCUCUGUUCCCUGCUGUAUUCGAACCAAUUUCACCACUAGCCGGCGUGGAGCCUAUCCGCAAGCAUCAGUCCAGCAGGGGUCACGAUCACCGAAUUGUGAUGCACUGGAGGCGAUUGGGCAUCGAACGGGGCGGAAUCCCCCUUUUUGCUCAGGAAUGCAAUGCACCUGUUCUUCCAUCUCUGUGUGCCUAUAUAACCCUUGAUUUUGUGUGGCCAUGUGGGAUUUUGAUGUGUGGGUUGAGAACGAAUGACCACUAAUCGAUAUUGAUUUUUCCUCCUCCUCCUUUCUUCUUUUCUUAACCCUUUCCUCCUAACCCCCGCCUUUUUCUACUUCUUCCUUUUCUCCCGCCUUUUCUACUUUUCUCUGUUUCUCCGUCCUGCAGACUUCCGUAACCCUGGGGAAUUGCAUGGUAGAGGCAAUUAUUAUCCCGAGGUAAGUGGAACGAGCCUGCAUGCCCAUUCACUUACAGCCGAGUCCAUCUCGGUCGACACUAACCGAAUAAUAUGUGUAA
This is a messenger RNA of Darwinula stevensoni, 3508 nucleotides long. NCBI's taxonomy places the organism in Eukaryota, Metazoa, Arthropoda, Ostracoda, Podocopida, Darwinulidae. The record is from the annotation of a GenBank genome assembly.